Messenger RNA from Dictyostelium discoideum AX4, 2610 nucleotides. RefSeq lists its product as hypothetical. Gene Ontology annotation, cellular component: nucleus. The coding region runs from base 1 to 2610 and encodes 869 amino acids. The record is from RefSeq and is a predicted model, not a curated record. The transcript has 2 exons. Lineage: Eukaryota; Evosea; Eumycetozoa; Dictyosteliales; Dictyosteliaceae.
AUGACGACUUCAAAGAGAUCCUUAAAAAGGUCUCUUGAAACUAAUGACGAUUCUGAUUCUGAUAAUAAUAAUUUAUUAAGUCACUUAUUAGAAUUGCAAUAUGAUAAUAUUAAAAUAAACGAAAAUUGUAAUAACAAUAAUAAUAAUAAUAAUAAUAAUAAAAUUAAAUAUUCUAGCCAAAAUGAGGAAAAUGGAAAUGAAAAUGAAAAUGAAAAUAAAAAUGAAAAUGAUAGGUACCAAAAAAAGAGAAAAAUUAUAAAUUCACCACCAAAACCAAAUUUUGAGCAACAACAAGCACCACCACAAUCAAAUAUCCCAUUUAGUACACCUAAGAAAUUGGAAAAUUCAAAUAGUUAUUUUAAAAGUUUUACACCAUUUAAAUCAAGGUUUUCAAUAUUACCAAAUGGCAAUAAUUUUGGUGGUAAUAAUAAUAAUAAUAAUAAUAAUACCAACACCAAUGGUAAUAACAAUAAUAAUAAUGAAAAUAAUAAUAAUUUAAUUCUAAAAAGUUCAAGUAAAAAAUCAAUUAAAACUCAAAUUGAAAACGUUUAUAUCCCAGAAUCACCAUUUAAUAUAAAACUUAAAACUAAUAAAAUCAUACCAUUAAAAUCACUAUCUCAAUCACAACAAAAUGUUUCAAACAGUCCAAUUAAAUCAUCGAAAAUACCUAAUAAUAAUAAUAAUAAUAAUAAUAAUGAUAAUGAUGAUAACGAUGAAGAAGAUAUUGAUAAAAAAUAUUUCACAGAAAGUGAUAUGAAAGAUGCAACUAAUUUCUUAAAUACUGAAAUUUAUAAUACAACAAUUAAAUUUAAUAUUAAUAAUAAUGAUACUGAUAAUAGUAGUAGUAAUAAUAAUAAUAAUAAUAAUAAUAAUAAUACUAAUGGAUUAAUUGAUAAUCCAUCAGCAUUAAAACAACAAAUGUAUCAUGGUAAACCUCAAUUAAUUAUAUUAAAACCUCCCGAGAAUGAAAAUGAAAAUGAAAAUGAAAAUAAUGAAAAAAGUAUACCAUUUAUUCCAUUUGAUUUAAGUUUAAAAUCAACUAUUCAAUUUGUAUCAUCUACUUCAUUCGAUUGGUGCAGUAGAUCUUUUUCAACAUCAUCAGUUUGUUCAACUUCAUUAUCAUUAUUUCAAAGUGAAAUAGUAUCAACAUCAACAGCAACAGCAACAGCAACAACAACAACAACAAAUAAUAAUAAAAAAUUAGAAAUAGAAUCAUCAAUUGAUAAAGAGAAUUCAUUUAUUAAAUCAUUAAUGUAUUAUUCACAUCCACAAUCGAUUCAAUUACCAUGGGAUAUCAAUAUACCAGUAUUUCAACAUGAAGAAUUUAAACAUCAAUGGAUGAAACAACGUUGGUUAAGUUGGUAUGAAUCUUUUAAUUCAAUAUAUUCAAAUUUUAGAGAUGGUCAAAUUAAUUAUUUUUACCUUUUAAAUGGUUUAGAAUUUUCAAUUUUAUUUUUAUCUGAUCAAUUAGAUAAUAAUGAUAAUAAUAAUAAUAAAAAACAACAAAAAGUAAUAAUGAAUUCAUCAACACCACGUAUUCGUUCAAUGCUAACAAGAGAGAAUAUUAAUUGGCAAACUCCAUUUAUUAAUUCUCAAUUAUAUAACUCAACUGAUAGUGGUGGUGGUAGUGGUGGUGGUAGUGAAAAGAAUGAAAAUGGUAAUUUGAAAAUCACAAAAAAAACAAUUGAUCCAGCUUAUUAUCAAACAUCUUUAUCAUCAUCACAAUUAGUAAUUCAAGGUAGUGAUCAAAUUGAUAAAUUUUUUAAACUUUUAAAAAAGAAAUUAAUUUGGUCAAAUGAUUUAUCACAAAUUAAACAGCAGCAGCAACAACAACAGCAACAACAACAACAACAAAAUGGUUUAAACAAUUCUAAUAGUAGUACAAAUUCAACUAGCAGUAUGAAUAGUUCACAAUCAUCACUUAGUAAUACAAUGUUAUUAUCAUCAUCAGCUCAAAAUUUAAAUAAGGUUAUGUUCACUCCAAAGAAAUCAAGAUCAAUGGAUAAUGUAUUUACAAAUGUAAAUUCUCAACAACAACAUCAACAACAUCAACAACAGGCUCAAGAUGAUUUAGAUGAAUUUGGUGAAAAUGUAAUGAUAUUAUGUAAAGAUGUACCACAACUUUUAAGUAAACAGUGUUUUAUUGGUUCAACUAUUCAAAUUAAUAAAAUUAUAUCAUGUGGUCCAUUCACUAAAUCAUUUCAAACUUCAAAAACUCAAUUAGAAACUGCAUUUAGAAUUGAAAUUGAAGGUCCAAUCUUACCAGAUACCUCCUAUGAUCUAAUUAAGUUAUUUUCUUUACAUUUUAAUGAUUUUCAAUGUAAACAAAAUUCUUUACCAAUUACAUAUGGUUUUAAUUAUUCAAAUAAUAAUAAUAAAAAUAAUGAUGAAAAAAGUAAUAAUAAUAAUAAUAAUAAUAAUAAUAAUAUGAAUGAAAAAAUGGAAAAAUCUUCAAAAUUAUUAGAAAGAAAUGUAAUUGAAAAAAUUGAUUUUAUAAAUAAAACCUUCCAAAUUACACCUAUUGGCAAAUCUUUUUUAAUUUUUUAUUUUUUAUUUUUAUAUUUAAUUUUUUAUUUUUUAUUUUAUUUUUGCAAUUAUUAUUAUAAAUAA